Messenger RNA from Plectropomus leopardus (leopard coralgrouper), 3272 nucleotides. NCBI's taxonomy places the organism in Eukaryota, Metazoa, Chordata, Actinopteri, Perciformes, Serranidae. The record is from RefSeq and is a predicted model, not a curated record.
CAUAUGCGAAGCAAAAGGAAAGAGCCGAUAGAUCGCCCGGAGACACAAACUGAAUAAAUAUCACUUUUACAACGAAAAAAAAAUACUAAUUUAAUUUGAUUUAUACAUGAUACCCACGCUCAUUAUCACCCGGGUACCUUAAUGGUAGAUUUAGCGUGCGUUUUGUGUGUGUUUGUUUUGUUUAGCUAGCUGUUAUCGCGUCGCUAUCUGACUGCUCUCCAAACACACCGCCUUUGUGGCGAUGAGUACGGAUUUAUUGUCUGAUUUGGACACUCGUUUCUUCGCUGAUAACCUCCUGACAAGCGAAGACUGGGGUGAGUGCCUGUACCAGUGUGAGAGCAUGGAGGAGGGGGAGGACGCUGACUUCAGCCGGGGGUUGAAAUACGAACCGUCGUUUGACAAUGACCUCGUGCUCACCCUCGAUCCUGACAACCCCACAUCGCCAUGGCGACACCUUGACGACAACCUUCUCACAGGAGAAGCUCCUGUGAUUAAAAAUGAAAUGACCAUCACUCAGCCGCUACCAGUGGAAAUGCUGUUCCAGGUGAAAGCAGAGCCUCCGUCUCCUGCAUCCUCACUCGGGUCAGACUGCUCUGCAUCAUCACCAGGACCCACAGGUAUCACAGUUAAAGGUGAAAACCCUCCGACUCCCCCGUACAUGUACGGAGACGUGCUCUCUCCUCCGCUGGGGACCAUGGAAGUCACCGUGGCAACGACAGCCAUACCCCCCCCACAGACACCGCAACAGGCGCCGUUAACAACACAACUCCCAGCAGUCAUCAGUGGAAUACAGACGCAGGCUGCAGUUCUGCCGGGUUCGGCCACUUUAAAGGCCAGCACCAUCCUGAGCACCAAACCUCCCAUCCAGCCCAGACCAGUGUGUGUCACCACCCUCCCCGUCCCCCAGACCCCCACACCAGCCAAGACCCUCAUCCUGCAGGGCCUCCCCUCCAUGGACCAGAACAGACCCGUCGUCCUGUCUCAGUCUGUCUGCCUCGGUUCGGCUCCGGCCAUCGUCAAAAUGGAGCCAGUUUCUCCCAGCAUCCCCCAGCACGGAUCCAGCCCCACAGCUCCGCCCACCAGCAAACCCAUCGUCCCAGCAACGACGACGUUACCUGGCAACAACUCCAACGACAUCGAUAUGAAGGUGUUGAAGCGGCAGCAGAGGAUGAUAAAGAACCGGGAGUCUGCGUGCCAGUCGAGGAAGAAGAAGAAGGAGUACCUGCAGAACCUGGAGGCUCAGCUCAGGGAGGCGCAGCAGGAGAACGAGCGCCUCCGCAGGGAGAACCAGGCGCUGAGAGAGAGACUGGCCGGGAAAGAGGGCAGCGACUCGGCGAACAACAAGAGAGCCGUGUGUGUCAUGGCCAUCCUGCUGUUCAUGACAUUCAGCUUCGGACCCGUCAGCAUCACAGACAGGAAGCUGUCGGGCCUGCAGGACAGCGUGGUGUCGUAUACGGGACGGCGGCUGCUGGAGAUCGAACAACAACAUCAGCAGCAGCAGCAGCGGGCGGCGGCGGCUCCACCUCCGAGCAGAGUGGAGGACAAAACGGAGACGGAGGAGGACGCAGGAGACGAGGCUGCAGAGUCCUUUCAGUUCAGGAACCUGAGCGAUGUGUUCAGUGACAUGAAGGAUCUGGUGCUGCAGGACAUCGAUCGUUACUUCAGCUCGUCAGACUGCAGACAGUUCAACCGCUCCGAGUCUCUCAGGCUGGCAGACGAGCUGAGAGGUUGGGUCCAUCGACACCAAAUCGACAGGAAGAAGUCUGGAGGAAAAUCAAAACCUGCCAAAAAGGCCAAAAUAGCUCAGAAAGCUCAGCUGAGGAAGACAAACUUCUCCAGAUAUCUGCCGAUUCAGGCUCACCGCUCUAUAGAAAGUCAGCUGCAGGUGCUUCCUGGUCCUGAGGUCACCUACAGCGACUUCCUGGACGCCAUCGACCGCAGAGAGGACACUUUCUACGUCGUCUCUUUCAGACGGGAUCACCUGUUGUUACCGGCCAUCAGCCACAACAAAACCAGCAGACCUAAGAUGUCUCUGGUGAUGCCGGCCAUGUCUGUGAACGAGAGUCUCUAUAACUCCUCUCAGGGUUACGAGAUGAUGAUGCAGGUGGACUGUGAGGUCAUGGACACCCGCAUCGUCCCCAUCAAGUCCUCCGCCGUCCCGCCUUCUCUCCGCGACCCGCCUCCGCCUCCCCCUCCUCCUCCCACCACAACCACCAUCACCACGGCAACCACACCUCGCUACGAGGGCGCCACCACCAUCACCCCUCUUCCUCCUCGUCCUCUUCGUCGUCUUCGUCAGCAUCACCAUCACCUAGGCAACCUUUACCCGCCCAGCGACAGGGAGCCAAAUAUCUGAUCAGCCAGUCGGAAGGUGUCUGAUGAGGCGUCGAUGGGAAAACGGAGAUUAUUUUGAUGUUUGGGAAAAAAUAUCCUCAUCAUCCCUCCGACAGGUAACAAACACACGUCUCCUCUUCUGGAAAUGUUUUCUGGAAAUUUGAGAAAAGCUUCACAAAACGCCUAAAAAAAAGGAUUUUAAUCAGUAAUUUGAGCUGUUAUUUUUUGAAAACAGAGCUGUUACUGUCACUAAAAUCCAUUUUCUGCUUCAGAUUUUGGGUGUAAAAGCCUCUUUAGAAGAUGUUGUCCUGAUAUUUAAGAAUGCAUUUCUGAAAACGAGAAGCCGGAUGCAGACCGGCAGCACACCGCACUUAGAAAUGAUUUUAAUAUUUAAUUGUGAGAGUCUGAGUGAAGCGUGGAGGACAGGAGGCGGUUUGAUGUGGCUGCUGAAGUGAUUUUACAUCAUUUGGAGGACGUUUUGUUUCGCUCUCUGGUCGUCCCAGCGUGUUGUAUCCGGUUUGGGCGACAGGUGGCGCUGCAGGGCUGCACAGUUACACCCAACAAGGAGCAUUUCAACAAAUGCAAAUCGAAUUCAUUGAGAGUGAAAUCUUUUGAUCAGCAAUAAAUCAGCUUUUUUAAACUGUGCAGCUCCAGCGGGAUGAACUCAAAUUUCCUCGACGCUGCAGACGGUCCGGCUCUCGGCAGCGUUUUCUUUUUGUGGAGUUUGUAUAUUUGUGUUGUUGAGACUCUGAAUAUCAGAGUCACUGACGGCUGCUGCAUGAAGCUGGAUCUUAACGGGUUAAUUAAUCAGAGCAGCUGUUUCUUUUGGAAUACUUUCCAUCACUUACUACACACUUAUUGGUUUAUGUGAACAUACAAAAACAAAAAAGAAAAAAAGCUUAAUGGACAUGAAGACCUUUCAAUCGUGUAAAAAUAAA